ACGGCGGUAGUGUUGCAAAAGGCCGCAGACGCUUACGCUGAGGCAAAACAGAAAAUUACGACAAAAAAGCAGCGCCCCGCGAAAAAAAGGCCAUGAACUCGGCAACCAAGGUGGGGGAGAUAUUCACGGCCGCCGGGCAGGCGUUCAGCCGAUUGGGCGAUCUCACUAUGCAGCUGCAUCCCAAUGCGGAAUCGCCGUCCGGGAAGUGGACGGACGAGGAGAUUGACAUGCUGCACUCGUCCAUUAUGCGCUUCUCCGACGACCUGACCAAGAUCAGCCUGAGCAUCAAGAACCGCACCGUCUCCCAAAUCCGCCAGGCGCUGAAGAAGAAGGCCUUCGAGGACGCCGGCAUCCCCGCCAAGCAAGUGCCCGUCCAGCAGGUGCAGCACGUCCUCCAGACGCUGCCCGCCCAGCAGUCGCUCCAGCAGACCCCUCCCCAAGUAUUCAAGACGCAGCCCAUCGUGCAGCACGUGCAGCUGGUGGCGCAGCCGAAGCAGAUCAUCCUGCACCCACAGACCACCGCCACGACGGGCACGACGGUCACGGUGAAGCAGUACCAGCAGAUGCAGAAGGCGGCUGCGCUGGCGGCGGCUCAGGCAGCUGCUUCGGCGGCCAACAACACGCCCACCAUCACGGAGAACAUCAUCAUCCAACAGCCCACGUCCACUUCCACGACCGUGGUGCAGCAGCCUCUGGCGGUCUCCACCUGCUCCUCGGCGCAGAUCGUGGUCCCCGUGGUGCCGGCAGUAUCCACAGUGCUCUCGCCAACGGUGGUGAUUGCCGACGACGUGGUGAGCACUACCUCCAAUCCUCCAGCGGCGACGGCGACAGCAGGAGCGCCAGCUGCAGCGCCAGCGGGACUGAAGUGCGGACCGGACGUGUCCAUGACCCUCAACCGCAUCAACGUGCAGGAGAACGAGGUGGACGUGGAGGAGUGCCUGCCCGCCGAGGUUGUCAAGCUGGACUUUGUCAGCGAGGAGGUGGCCGGGUGAGGCUCGAGCCCUCAGAACGGGCUGGACUUCUACUACUAGAGCUCCGGCCGGUGAACGAAUCACGUAACUUGGAACAGAACCGCUACAAAUCUAGAUCGAGAACUCUUUAACAAAACG
Molecule: messenger RNA, 1109 nt
Organism: Drosophila ficusphila
Lineage: Eukaryota; Metazoa; Arthropoda; Insecta; Diptera; Drosophilidae
Product: transcription initiation factor TFIID subunit 12
Exons: 4
Coding region: 93-992 (299 amino acids)
Cellular component (GO): NURF complex; MLL1 complex
Source: RefSeq, a predicted model, not a curated record